GAUGUGCCCUGGUGCGCGUCGUCUGUUUUGAAACGGCAGAAUCGGCGGGAAAACACCAGGACGCCAUUUUGGAUGUGAAAAAGUACGCGGCCCGAUUUUCUCAGCGGUGCCGAGGACCGCUUUCCGGAUGAAUCCGUCGCCCAAAUCCGGCUUACCGGACCACCUCUGAUCGCCGGAGUGACCAGGGACCAUCGUGGGACGCGAAUAAUCGAGGAGUGGACGUCGUGAGUGGAGGGCAAGUGUCGGGGGGCAGCGUUCCCCCUGACGGGGAGAGGCCGCAGCAAUGUUCUACGCACACUUUGUGCUGGCCAAGAAGGGCCCGCUGGCACGCAUCUGGCUGGCGGCCCACUGGGACAAGAAGCUGACGAAGGCACACGUAUUUGAGACCAACAUUGAGAGCAGUGUCGAGGGCAUCCUGCAGCCCAAGGUGAAGAUGGCACUGCGCACCUCUGGCCAUUUGCUGCUGGGCAUCGUGCGCAUCUACUCGCGCAAGGCCAAGUACCUGCUCGCCGACUGCAAUGAAGCGUUCAUCAAGAUCAAGAUGGCCUUCCGGCCGGGAGCAGUCGACCUGCCUGAGGAGGGCAGGCAGGCUGCUCUCAGCACCAUCACGUUGCCUGAGGUGUUCCACGACUUUGAGGCCACCAUGCCCGACCUCAGCAACAUUGACAUGGAAGCGGCAGUUACGCUGAACCAAAGCCGCGCGGAAGACAUCACACUCAAGGAGGACUAUGGCUCGCUCAGCCUCAUCAAUGAUGACAAUUUUGGAGACAUGGGUUUUGACGACCCCGAGAUGGCUCGUGAGGCAACCAACAUAGACGAGGCAUUUGACCAGGCCAGCCUUCUUCUUGGUGGGUCCAUGCUUGGGCGCCCCUCCGAGGUCCCCCGAGGCCCUGCCUCUUCCUCCGCCGACAUGGAGGUUGGCGCGUCGUCUACUGCUGCCGAGAACUCGGCUCUGGCGGCAAUGCCGGUGCCCGGCGAGUCCAUCGAGGCCGGAAGGAAUGCUCGGGAAGGGGAAGCCGACCCUUUUGGAACAGCGGCUGCUUCAACCGAGACUGAAGUGGCCGAGGAUGCCAGGGAAGGGACGCUACUCGAGGGUGAACCGAGUGGCUUGUUUGAGCCAGCGGGCCUCUUCGACGAUGCGCCACUGGGACACGUGCCCUUAGACACCAGUGGGUCAGACCGGGAUGGGCCCUUGGGUGCUCCGGGACCUGCACCAGCCGUCCCCGACGCCCGGCCCGUUGACGAGAGUGACGAUGAUGAUGACAUGUAUGAUAUGGGCCCUCCGUCAAUGGGUGCUCCGUCAGGGCCGUCCAGUCCUGGGAGCUCUGUCGGUGAUGCCAGGGACCUCGAUGGGGGUGCGACGACGUCGGCGGCUGCUGGAGCGGCCGGUCCGUCCUCCUCUUCGGCGAUGCCUGGUGUGGACGAAGGCCUGCUCGAUCAGCAACAGCAGGACGAAGCUGCCAUGCCCCCACCUCCGCAGCCGCCCUCUGUGGAUUCGGCUCAGAUGGGUGGCAUGGAUGCUGGGCCCGGAGAGCAGACGACGCUGCUCAACAACGAGGAUGAGAGCUUUGCCUUGGCACCGUUAGACACCAUUGUCCAAGGUGUGGAGAAAGCCCGCGCCAAGCGGAAGCGCAAGCUGAUCGUCGAUGAGGUAAAGAACAUCUCGGGAGAGGAGAUGAAGUCCCAGCUGUCGGACACGAGCGACAUUGUGACCACGCUGGACCUGGCGCCGCCCACGAAGCGCCUCAUGCACUGGAAAGAGACCGGAGGCGUCGAGAAGCUGUUCGCGCUGCCUGGCCGGCCGAUCUUGUCCAAGGCCCUCUCCCGCCUCUACCAGCGGCACCUGACGACGCGCUCCGUCGAAAACGAGCUGGCCGCUGGGGAGGAGCAUUUGCUGCAGCAGCUUGAAGAUGAGCAGGACGCCAUCGUUGAGCAGCCGCAGCAGAUGCCGCAGCAUGAGGAACACAUGCAGGAGAACAGCCUGGGCCACCACACGAAGCGGCGACGCUUGGAAGACGACCUUGUGGGUCCGCAUGGGGCGGGCAACGAGCAGCCGGCCCACCACUACGACCUCGGCGCACCCGACUUUCCCCACGGCGGCCCUCCCAGCCACUUAGGCCCACCUUCCGUCGACCCCUAUGCCUCCGUUGCCGUGGCGAGCAUGGUCCCACCGCACCAGCAGGAGUACCAGCAGCCGCAGCCGCAGACACCCCUGCAGGACGGCUGGCCCACACCUGCCGACUACACCUAUGCCCAGCCGCCUCCUCCACCGCACACGCCGGUGCCUGACUAUGCAGCGGCAUACCAGAUGCAGCAGCAGCAACAGCAGCAGGUGGCCAUGAUGGGUCACCAUCCGAUGACACCCCUGCACCACCCUCACCUCCAGCAGCAGCUCACACCUGCCCCCCACCUGGAGGAAGAACACCACCAGCACCACCCGGCACACCACCAGGCAGCGGCAGCGCUCUUUCCAACGCUCCAGCCGGACCAACUGCAGUCCGAAUACCCAGUUCAUCCAGCCACGCCUGUGCCAACACCUCAGUCACCUCCGGCAGCCAUGAUGCCUCCCACAGCCCAGAUGGGACCACCUCCGACGCCACAGAUGAUGCACCCACCCACGCCACAGAUGCAGCAUCAACAGGAGGAGACUCCGAGUAUGGAACCCUUGGCGCCACCAUCCGAGUUUGACGCCCUGGUGGCCUCGGGUCCAGCGCUGCAUGCCUUUGGGGGACCCAUGGAGUCAUCAUCAGCUGAGCAGCAUCAUUUAGAGGAGCCAGAGCCCGAGUCAGAGCCACAGAUGGAGCCACAUGCGUCAACGGAAGACCAGCAGCAACAGCAGCAACAGCAGCAGGAGCAGGAGCAGCAGGACCGGUUGACGGAGCAGCAGCAGCAGCAGGACCAGUUGACGGAGCAGCAGCAGCAGGACCAGUUGGCCCAGCUGGACGAUGACGAUGAGGACUAUGGGCCUCCCGCGUCUGUCGGACCAGCCGAGGAGCAGCUGGCUGACGAGACGUACGAACAGUUUGAGGAGCGGAUACUGAACAAGCGCACAGUACACAUGCUGCACAUGAUCCGGACACCCCUCGAAGCGGGCCGCCAAGUGCGCUUCAGUGACAUUGCACGAGGCAGCAAUCGCAAACAGGUUGCGCAGAAGUUCUACACCUUCCUGGUGCUGAAGAAGCAGCAGGCUGUCGAGCUUCGGCAAGAGAGCGCCUUCGCCGAGCUCUACAUCGAAAAAGGACCCAAGUUUGAGCAGUCGCUCUAGCCCACCUCCACGACCAUCUCUUCUCACUCCCUUCCCCUCGGCCAUCGAGGCAGCACCUCCUCCUCUCCCAUGGACACCACUGUUAUCACCGUUGCACCCUUUUUGUAAACGAGCACGCACGGACACACAGACUCUGCCUUGUGCAAGACGCUCCACCCUCAUUCGCCUCGUUCGCGGUUCUCAAGUAGCUGCCACCGCUCGCGACCCCCAACAAGUCACCGCCGUCAUGUGCGCGAAACGACGCCAGUGCAACCCCCGAUGUGGACUCCUCCUCCCGCCGUCUCCAGCCCCCUCGGGGAGGAAAAACGCACCGAGAAUUCGCGCACGGUCUGCUGCAGUGUCCCGGAGUGCGCGUGCAAGCUUUGGUUUAGACCCAGAGCUCUUGACUCGGCCCUCCUUCAAGGUCGACGAUGGCUGUCGGCACUGUGAGAGCACGCGCGACAUGCAACCUGGCAGAAACAAACAAACACCCAGGCGGGAAACUUUUGGUUGGUGCACGUGUCUUUUCCUUCCUUCUUUUCAUCUCGUCUCCAUCUUUGCCACCGCUAAAAUUUUUUACUUGCCGAACUUUCGCGCUCGUUUUGCUAAAUGAUGCGAGUGGGGAUGAAAAAAGAAAGAGAGAGAGAGGGCCUGUAACAGAUAACCUGUGGUUUGUGUGAAAAAAUGCCUGCCACCUGCUUUCUGCUGUGAGGGAAAAGUUGGAAUUUACGGAGUCCACCAUUUUUUUCAGUGGUGUUGGUUCUUGGACUCUCGACUAUGGCAUUGCGUUAUUGUGGGAGAAGUAAGAUUGGGUUUGCCCUUUCCACCUUCCUUUGCCUCACAACAGUGCAAGCGUGUCAUUGUCUGAGUGCUCAUAUCUGGUAAUUGGCGUUCACUGCAACCUCUCUUGCUAACGUCUAAAAAUGCAGCCUUUGCUAGUGGACACCGGUGUGUGCAUUUAGAAAAUCUUUGAACAGACGACUCGUUGAAGAAAAGAAAGUAAAAUUUUCUGUGAUUGCAUGCCGCACGGCUUUUGCUUGCUCGAGGCUUUGAGAAAUAAUGUCAGGCUUGUGUGGCGUUCUGGCGCGCACGGCAGGGUUCAUGGGAAGAAAAAAAAAAACGAAAAUGAAUGUGGGGCCACUUGUCAAUCAAAGCAUGUCUGCUUCCCCAUCUUUCUGCACCAGGCCUAUCCACCAGAUCGUUGCUUGUCUAUACCUUCACUUUUUUGCUGUACAUAACUUGCAAAUUCUUAAUUGGGGAGUGUAGGGUCUUCUUUUGGAAGGUCAGACAUUUGCAUCAACCUUUUUGUUUGUUUCAUAGUGCUUGGUUCAUGCUGUUGCACAUGCCUGUUUUUAUUAUUAUUUUUUUUUGCAAGUCGUUGCUGCUUCAUCGUGAAAUUUGUAUUCUGUCCUGCCUUGGCUAUGACCUGCUGCAAGGCGGACGGCUUGAUUUUCAAACCUUCUCACGCGGCCAGUGUGCCCUCUGUUGUCCUGUGCCUAUUUUGUACAGUCUGCAUUUGGGAGAGUAGAUUUUUGGGCUAGUCAUAGCGCUGGAUUGACAUGAACAAGACGACGAGAGGAGCGCAUGUCCUGUCGUCUUUAUUGUUCGUGUCGAUCCAGCGCUAUGAUUUCACUUGCUGCAUUUGGGGUUUUGUUAGCCACUUUCAGUGAUUGGGCAGUACAGACGUGCUGUACAUCUUAGCUUGACAGCUUAUCACUAAUAUGCCAUGCCCGCUUGCAGUUACCAUAGCUGCCAUUGGCUAGCCAGCCUUGCUGCUUGCAAUGUAGGUUUCAAUGCACGAGUUAUACUGGGGGAAAAAAAAAUAAGAUACAGAGAAAGGGUAAUAAAAAAGCUUGUGUAGUGCAACCUUAACUUUGACAUGAAAAACCAAGCAAUACAAUCCUCAUUAAAGCGUGCCUGUUAAUUAGCACCGUGAUUGAACCUCGCAUCAGCAGUACUGAUUAGCUUGAGCGCCCAUACAGGCUGGCUGAUGACUGGGAUGGUAGACAUAACAGUAAGCGGUAGUGCUGUGCUAAAACAGUUCAUUAUCAGUGGUGGUCCAGAUGGGUCAGUGCGAUGGAUUCCCAUCUGCCCAAGCCAAACAACUAUGGCUCGUGUGUGGCCUUUUUUUUUUUUUUGGCACAACAAAAGUGCACAAAUGUUGUCAGAUUAUCACCUUUGCUUUCUUCCCAGCUCAUAAUUCUGGGAGCUUUAUCUAGCUUUCUGGGUUCACUUAAGGUUUAUGUUUAGUAAACAUUUAUUGUAUGUCAACUGGGCCCAAAGGGAUGAUCUGCAUUGCAGUUUGAGUAAGCCAUAGUGUGUGAGAACACUGACAGCCUGUUAAAGCAGACUUCGAAUAACUUUUGUGGCUGCAAGUUAUGUUUUCGGACAUUUUCUUUUUUUUCAUACCUUGUGUUCAUAUUUUGCUGUCUGAAAGCUAUGCCAAAUUCUGCUGUUGCAUCUCCGGGAAUGCUGAUAGAUGUGAAACUGUUGCAUUCAAGGUGCAUUCUUUUCUUUGUGAGGAAUUGUACCUCACAGUGUAUUAGAGCCUUUGGACCAUCACUGACGUGCAACUAAUCUGUCAUUAGCUACAACUUGUCUGCUGUCAGCAUUCUGUUUUGUGUGUCCACUGCCGACAUUUUACUUGUGUGUGCUUGCAGAGCAUAUCAUUUUUACCAUUCUAUUUGUUUGAAUUUUUCUAAGGCACUAGGAUCGUUCUCAGUGAAGUAGGUCUAACUAUUUGACCUGGAAAUGGUGAAAAGUUCUAAUUGUUUAGGGCAACUUUUGUUUUUGCGAAGAGUUUUGCAGCAAGCAGCUGUUUUAAAUCAAAAUGAAAAUGUUUUUGCACCAGCUUUAAAAGUGCUUCGCUAGGGCACCCCCAUCAACAAAGCAACUAUAUUUGGUCUAGUCGCACACAUGCAUUGUUUAUCUCUUUAUAUGCAUACACACUUUUGUUUCAUGUUUUGGUGUAAGAAGUCAACAGAAAUGGUGGCCCGUGUCAAGGGUGCCGAAUUGUGUCUUGCGUUUGGCUUUUUGAGGAUUCUUUUGCACGAGACUAUGCAAGCCGAAUGUAAACUACAUCUUUUCCAUUGUAACUUCAGCACCGCUAGGGUAAGCUCUCGCAUCGUUCCCAUGACUCGCCCCCCUGACCUUGCAGAAGCGCAAGGAUUCUCAUAAUCAUGCGGCAUAUGGAAAUUGGGAGAAGCUGCGAAGGGUUCUUCGUUGUGCUUUGCACAGGUCUGCAUCAUCUUUAAAACCUUGUGUCGGGGUACUUUGUACGCCCAUGCUUUUUCACCCAUGCCUCUUGUAUAUUGCAAGCAUCUACUACGCAUGUAUAUUUGCAGGUUGAUAAUGCAAGGAUGUUAUUGUCUUUACUCACGUGACACCUCAUUGUGCAGAGCUUGCCAGGAUAAACUGUUAAGGUGUGAAUGUAGUGAGUGAGGGUGGUAGAUUCUCGAAAGCAUUUGAGAAGGCAUGUCUUUGCAGGGUAUUGUGCGAUGGCGCUGUUGGCCGUGUAGUGUGUGAUACUUGAUUGAGUGUAGGUUGCCUCUGUUUACGAAUCAUUCUCUUGAAGAGGCAUAGGACCUUCAGUUGUGUUGGAGAUGCUUCUAAUAACUUUUGUUCGUUAAACAAAUUGUAUGAGACAUCAGAAUCUCUUCUUAAACUAGAGGUGAAAGAGAGCAAGCAGGCAUCUCCAGCAGCGCCCACCGAGUAUCCAAAAUGUCAUCUUUGUCCGUUGAGAGCUUACUGGAAUGUUUAUCGCUAGUGCAAGCUGCAUCGAACCAUUGGCUCAGUGUAUCCGUGGUUCUGAUUUAAUUGAAUCGAGUGCUGCUGACUGAAGUGAUGUCAUCAGCAAGACAUUGUAUUGGAGCUGAAAUGGGGAGCACCACCAUUGCAAUUGUUCGCAGCGGACAGACUUGUCUAUGACUGUUGAAAAGCGUUGAUUUUUUUUUUAUUGCACGCUUUGUAAUCAUGCGCAUCUUGCCACUGUAACACCGUCAUUUGUCCUGGUGGGGGCAUUGCGACAACUGUGGUUUUAUUGUAGCCUUCUCUCGUGUUGUUUACGAUUAGUGGCACGAUUUACUUUCGGGUGUGUGUCUUUCGAACGAGCACCAGUGUGUGGUCAGCCUGUGCUGAUCUGAUCUGACGGGUUACACUUGUGAUGUACAGUAUCGAGAUCAUAGUUGUAAGAAGGCCGUAUAUGGCGUGUGCGUCUGGAUUUUCAUUGAGCGUUGUACCUCACUUUGGUGAGGUCAUUUCAAAGCCUCCUCCACUGUUGCAAACUUCUAUUCCUGAGCAACUGUGCUCUUUUUUGUAAUUGCAUGGGCGAUUCAGUGGAGUAUGGACCUGUCAGGUUUAGGGUUUGCUUAUCGUUUUUUUUUUUUUAAGGAGGAACUGUUGAAACCAUUUUUCUUGUAGUGCUGAUGUGCUCAGAGAUUGAACACUGCAUCGAUUGAAACCUUUUUUCAUAUGACAGCAUGUUGAGUAUAAACAUUCUAGAGGAAGCAGGAGAGAUCAUUUCAAUGUGGUUGAUGCAUUUGUAGACUGACGCAAGUUACCAGUGCAAUGUCUACAAUUUCCAAUGGUAAGCUUAAAAAAGUUUCCUGUUGUUGCCAUAUGUGUUGCAGUCAAUCCUUCAUGUCAGGCUCUUCCAUUUGCAUUAGAACAUGUAAGUUAGGGUGCCUAGAUGCGAAGGCUUUCCUCACUUUACUUUGGAGUAUGGAGCAAUGAUAAAUUGCACGCUGCAGACAACGGAACUUUCGUGCGACGUUGAUGCAGCCAAAAUUUGCAAAGGGAAAGAGACACGACUAAUGGCUAAGGGAUUGCAGGUAUAAAAUACUAAUGAUAGCUACCAAAAUGGCUUAGUGGUAGCAGAAAUCUGGUUUUCACUGCAGUGUGCAUGUUUGUGUUUGCUGGCAGAUUCUUUUACUCUGUUGUCAAACCACUACAGGCCAUUGAACAAGAGCGGACUGAUAAUGGGUACAAGUGUGUGUGGGGGUGUGUGGUUGGACAAACCUGUAAACUGUUCAGGACGAAAUGAUGCAAAAAUAUGUUUUUCUCAUGAGCAACUGUUUCUAGUUGGAAAACAUCAGUUCUCAAUUUUUUAUAAAAUUAUUUUAAGCUGUAGCACAAGAUGUGCGUGGUGCUUUGUUCUUCAGUUCAUUAGUUGUGCGACACUGUGAGCGUAUUGUUGCGUCUGCUCCCCAAGAAGUGCUUCGUUCUUCAGUUCGUUUAGUUGUGUGAUGCCGUGAAAGUAUUGUCAUCUAUGCUCCCCAAGAAGGAGGGUGUUUUUGUCGCCCUGCGGAGCACUUCACUUGUGGUGAAACAUUCUCGGUACUCUGUAGAUGUGUGCUUGCUUCUGUAUUGUUUCAUAUUUUUUUUUUUAAAUCAAAAUGAUGUUAUGCUUCUGUGUUAACAUGUCGCCAGAACUGUGGAGAGUAGGCGGACCUUGAUGUGUUGAGGCUCGAGGCAGCGAGAAGGGAAGUUUUAUCGUUGAGGCAUACAGGUGAGAGGGUCAUUUCCAGACAGACCAGGCACUCUUCGUUACUCAUCGUGGCAGCGGUCAUUGGCUGUCAUUUGUACAUUUGAGAAAGUGGCGGCACGGUUUAUGUGUGCUUGCCACCUCUGUCAUGAUUGAAGGCAGGAUGAGUCCAGUGUAAAUAAUUCAUAAAAAGCACACACACCAGAUAUCAAGAAGGGUUUGGUCACGGCGACGUGCAACUCUCAGCAGCCAACUCUUAUUGUGAUGAGUCUGAUUGUUAGGACAAGCUUACUUCUGAGAGGUGGGUUUAAGAAAAAAAUUUAUAGAAAAAAGAUGGUGCUUGUGCUGUUACAUUACAGUACCCACGCUCUUCCCGCAGCCGAGACUUGCACGUUGCCCCUCCCCAAAAAUGUACAUGCGCCUUUCUUUUUGUUGUUGAAAAGCAUAGUUGUGUUGCCAACUUCAGCGAAAAAAGUCCUUGCAUUCAUUGUCUAAAAGAAAACAAAUCAGAUUAGUGUAAUCUUAUUGUUUUCUUUUUUUUGUAUGAAAUAAAGAAAUAUAUUGUGAAUAUGCCAUCCACA
This is a messenger RNA of Dermacentor albipictus, 9307 nucleotides long. Its product is annotated as double-strand-break repair protein rad21 homolog. Gene Ontology annotation, cellular component: cohesin complex. The record is from RefSeq and is a predicted model, not a curated record. Gene Ontology annotation, biological process: replication-born double-strand break repair via sister chromatid exchange; sister chromatid cohesion. Lineage: Eukaryota; Metazoa; Arthropoda; Arachnida; Ixodida; Ixodidae. Gene Ontology annotation, molecular function: protein binding; chromatin binding.